Messenger RNA from Papaver somniferum (opium poppy), 1326 nucleotides. Its product is annotated as basic 7S globulin-like. Gene Ontology annotation, biological process: proteolysis. The transcript has a single exon. The record is from RefSeq and is a predicted model, not a curated record. NCBI's taxonomy places the organism in Eukaryota, Viridiplantae, Streptophyta, Magnoliopsida, Ranunculales, Papaveraceae. Gene Ontology annotation, molecular function: aspartic-type endopeptidase activity. The coding region runs from base 1 to 1326 and encodes 441 amino acids.
AUGGCUUCUACUUCUUCUUUGAUUAUUCAUUUUCUUCUUCUUCUUCUUCAGUUCGUCUUUGCUUCUUUCUCCAAUGCACAGCUACCCAUUACUUCUUCUAAGCCUGCAGGUAUAAUCUUCGAUCUUGAGAGAGAUCCAUCAACUCUCCAAUAUAUGAUCAAAAUCAACCAAGGAACUCCUCGAGCUGACGUAAAACUAGUUCUUGAUCUUGGAGGAAUAGCACCUUGGCUUCGUUGUGAUAAAGGAACCCACGAAUCAUCAUCCUACCAUCCAGUCAGUUGCGCGUCACCCCAAUGUUCUCUAGGGAACAAACAAGCAGUUGGUACAAGUGAAUUGUGCAAUGGUACUGCUAACAGUACAUGUAGUAUUUACACAAGUAACCCGGUAACUCAUUCUGUCAGAAAAGGUGAGCUCGUUUCAGAUCUUAUGACUAUUACAUCUAACCCUGACAGCCAAGCGACGCCAGUUGCUUCACCUCGUAGGAUUUCGUUUGGUUGUGCGACUGCUGGUAGUAUGUUGAGUGGACUUGCUAAAGGUUCUAAAGGAGUGGCUGGUCUUGGUCGUUCAUCUUCUCUUUCACUAGUUCCACAAUUUGCAGUUGCAGGCCGAUUCUCCCGCAUAUUUUCUCUGGAGUUGGUGGAGAACAGUCAAGAUAAUAAUCACGGCAAUAGGAUCUAUUUUGGGGGUGGACCUUACAUUUAUUCCGACUGGGUGCAGAUGGAUUGGUGGAAUAGAGGGUUAAAAUACACUCCACUCUUGAUUAACCCCAAAAGUAGGGAAGAAUAUUUUGUGGAUUUAAGAUCCAUCUCGGUGCACAACAGAACUGUACCAAUAAACAAAAAGUUGUUGUCCAUCAACAAGAAAACUGGUAUUGGAGGAACAAAAAUCGACAUUCGAAUUCCUUAUACUACUUUGGAGACCUCAAUCUACAAAGCCUUCAUUAAGACUCAUACUGAAUGGGCUGAAGCAUGGAACGUUAAGAAUGGUAUAUGGAGGGAUCAUCUGGUGAACAUUACAAGGGUUGCUCCGGUUGCACCUUUUACUGCCUGUUAUAACGCGUCCACCCUGCCUCGUGUGUUAGCUUUUUCCGCUGAUUACUUCUUUGGACCAAGUGUGUCGUUCAUAUUUCCUAAGAAUAAAUGGAACAUUGAUUUGUUGGAUCUGGUAAGAGUUAAUGAUGGUGUUGACUGUGUGGGAUUUGUCGAUGGAGGUUCAAAGCCUACGACUUCCAUCGUUAUUGGUGCACGUCAGAUAGCUUUCCUAGAGUUUGAUAUUUCUAGAUCAAGAUUAGGAUUUGUGGAACCAAAUCUUCCUGAAUUUGAUUAA